Molecule: messenger RNA, 2652 nt
Organism: Sesamum indicum (sesame)
Lineage: Eukaryota; Viridiplantae; Streptophyta; Magnoliopsida; Lamiales; Pedaliaceae
Product: putative inactive cadmium/zinc-transporting ATPase HMA3
Biological process (GO): monoatomic cation transport; transmembrane transport
Cellular component (GO): membrane
Molecular function (GO): ATP binding; ATPase-coupled monoatomic cation transmembrane transporter activity; ATP hydrolysis activity
Source: RefSeq, a predicted model, not a curated record
AUGGAGGCCAUUGACAAAAAUGUGGGGAAGAAGUUCCAGAAAAGCUACUUUGAUGUACUGGGGCUUUUCUGUUCCUCAGAGAGUCCAACGAUUGAGAGAACUCUUAGUUCACUUGAUGGAGUUAAGGACUUUUCUGUUAUAGUUCCGACCAAAACAGUGAUUGUUGUUCAUGAUUCUCUCCUCAUCUCCCAGAUUCAAAUAGUUAAAGCACUGAAUCGAGCAAGGUUGGAGGCAAAUGUGAGAGUACACGGAGAGCCAAACUACAAGAACAAAUGGCCAAGGCCAUAUGCCAUCAUCAGCAGUGUAUUACUCUUGCUUUCAUUUCUAAAAUACAUUUACAGUCCCCUUGGAUGGUUAGCCAUCGGAGCAGUUGCCAUGGGAGUGCUACCGAUUUUGUCAAAGGCAGUUCUGGCAGUUCACAAUCUUACACUUGAUAUCAACGUCCUUGUUGUGAUUGCAGUUUCAGGAUCAAUUGCUCUUCAUGAUUACUGGGAAGCUGGCACUAUGGUGUUCCUGUUUACAAUAGCUCAGUGGCUAGAGUCGAGGGCAAGCCAUAAGGCUACAGCUGUUAUGUCAUCGUUAGUUAAUGUAGUACCCCAAAGGGCUGUUCUAGCUGAUACAGGUGAAGAAAUCAAUGCAGACGAAGUCAUGUUGAACAUGGUACUAGCUGUGAAGGCUGGUGAAGUUAUACCUAUUGAUGGAAUUGUCGUAGAUGGUGGCUGUGAAGUCGACGAGAAGUUUUUGACAGGAGAAUCAUUUCCUGUAGCCAAGGAGAAGGACUCCCUUGUUUGGGCUGGCACGAUCAAUCUCAAUGGCUAUAUAACUGUUAAGACUACGGCAAUAGCAGAAGAUUGUGUGGUGGCCAGAACGGCGAAACUUGUAGAAGAUGCUCGAAACAAAAAGUCGAGAACUCAAAGAUUUAUGGACAAGUGUGCCAAAUACUACGCUCCUGCCAUACUAGCGAUAGCGGCUUUCUUGGUCAUUGUUCCUGUGGCAUUCAGAGUCAGGAAUAAGAAAGAAUGGUACCAAUUGGCUCUUGUUGUUUUGGUGAGUGGAUGUCCAUGUGCACUUGUUUUGUCCACACCAGUUGCCAUGUUCUGUGCACUAUCAAAAGCAGCAAGGCUGGGAGUUCUGUUCAAAGGAACCGAGCAUCUUGAGUCUCUUGCUCAUAUAAAGAUCAUGGCCUUUGACAAAACUGGGACGAUAACAAGGGGAGAAUUUCUUGUGGCGGAUUUCAUAUCCCUCCAGGAUAAUGUUAGCCUAAGCAGACUGCUUUAUUGGAUUUCGAGCAUCGAAAGCAAAUCGAGCCAUCCAAUGGCAGCUGCUCUCAUCGACUUUGCAAGAGCACAUGCAAUUGAGCCGAAGCCUGAAAAAGUGGAGAAAUUUCAAAUUUUUCCAGGAGAAGGGAUCUGUGGGAGAAUUGAGGAUAAAGACGUAUACGUUGGAAACUGGAAAGUUGCUUCAAGAGCAGGGUGUACCGCAGUUCCGAAAUUAGAAGGUUAUGACAUAGAAGGAAAGUCCAUUGGUUACAUAUUCUUGGGGUCAUCUCCUGCCGGCAUCUUCUGUCUCUCUGAUGCAUGUCGAACGGGAGCAAAGGAAGCAUUGGAAGAGCUGAAGUCAAUGGGUAUCAAGACUGUGAUGCUAACUGGGGAUUCUUACACAGCUGCCAAGCAUGCACAGUCUCAGUUAGCAGGGAUUUUAGAUGUCGUUCACGUUGAACUCCUGCCAGAAGACAAAGUAAGAAUAAUUAAAGAGCUCCAGAAAGAGGGUCCAACAGCCAUGACCGGUGAUGGUUUCAACGACGCUCCAGCACUAUCCGCAGCAGAAGUUGGUAUAUCAAUGGGCAUAAACGGCUCUGCACUUGCAACAGAGACUGGAGACAUCGUUCUUAUGUCAAACGACAUUCAAAGGAUACCGAAAGCAUUACGUACAGCAAAGAGAGUCCAAAGAAAAAUAAUCGAGAACGUGAUCAUAGCAAUUUCAACCAAGGCUGCGGUUUUGGGAUUAGCAAUAGCCGGACAUCCACUCGUUUGGGCUGCAGUCCUAACUGAUGUCGGCACUUGCUUGUUAGUCAUCUUCAACAGCAUGCUGCUACUGCAAGGAACUCCGACACAAGCACAAAAAUGUCAUCGGUCUACUACUAACGCAAAUGUCGUCCAAAAGCAGAAGCGUAUUAGAACACCUGGCUGUUCCUCAAGUACUGAUAAUUCUCCUUGUUUUGAUGUUGAAUCUCAAUAUAAGUGUCAGCUUCAAUCAUGCUCCUCCAAGAAGUGUUCAUCUGAUUCGAUUUCUUGUGGGGAAGAGAAACGCUGCAGCGCUGCUGACGAGCAUGAUUGUGAUGCAAAUUGUCAUCUCCUCCAUGAGGCCAAAGUUAUGGAUCAUCAAGAUUUGGAAUCAGAGAUACUACCCAUGCACGAUGAUUAUUCGUCAAAGACGAGUUGCUGUAAGGAAAAUAGUUGCUCAAGAUCGGCUGAAAGGCACAACAAUGACGGGCUACAUGACAGAGUAGUAGAGGAGCAGAAAUUUGAGCAUAAGGGCUCUUCAAAUUCAAGCCAUGGUUGUUCAGAGAAGGUGAGUUGCUGUAAGAAAGUAGUUGAGUCUGCUGAAAGGCGCAAAAACGGCAGCCUCUACGACACAUUACUUGUCUACUAA